Molecule: messenger RNA, 4110 nt
Organism: Saimiri boliviensis boliviensis (Bolivian squirrel monkey)
Lineage: Eukaryota; Metazoa; Chordata; Mammalia; Primates; Cebidae
Source: RefSeq, a predicted model, not a curated record
GCCCUUCCUGCGCAUGCGCCCUGACGGCCCAGCAAUGGCGGCGCCCGAGGAGUCGCUGAGGAGGCGGAAAACAGGGCACUCGGACCCGCAGCCUGAGUCGCCGCCCGCGCCGGGGCGUGACCCCGCAGGCUCUCCGGCUCACCUCCACGCGGGCACCUUCUGGCUGACCCGGAUCGUGCUCCUGAAGGCCCUAGCCUUCGUGUACUUUGUGGCGUUCCUGGUGGCUUUCCAUCAGAACAAGCAGCUGAUUGGAGACAGGGGGCUUCUCCCCUGCAGAGCAUACCUGAGGAGCGUCCAGCAGUACUUCCAGGGCAGGGUGGGCUGGGAAGCCCUCAGCUAUGCACCCACCGUCCUCUGGCUGAUGGACUGGUCAGACAUGAACUCCAACCUGGACCUGCUGGCUCUCCUGGGACUGGGCGUCUCAGCCUUCGUCCUGAUCACGGGCUGCGCCAACAUGCUUCUCAUGGCGGCCCUCUGGGGCCUCUACACGUCCCUGGUCAAUGUGGGCCAGAUCUGGUAUUCUUUCGGAUGGGAGUCCCAGCUUCUGGAGACGGGCUUCCUGGGCAUCUUCCUGUGCCCGCUGUGGACGCUUUCGAGGCUGCCCCGGCACACCCCCACGUCCCGAAUUGUCCUGUGGGGCUUCCGCUGGCUGAUUUUCAGGAUCAUGCUCGGGGCGCCCAAGGUUCAGCGGAGGAGCUGGCAGGAGCACCAGGGAAGUCAUACAGCAUCACCACCACACAGCAGAGACGGGCGUCCCCACAGCAGGACAGAGGUCACCACCACACAGCAGAGACGGGCGUCCCCACAGCAGCACAGAGGUCACCACCACACAGCAGAGACGGGCGUCCCCACAGCAGGACAGAGGUCACCACACAGCAGAGAUGGGCAUCCCCACAGCAGCACAGAGGUCACCACCACACAGCAGAGACGGGUGUCUCCACAGCAGCACAGAGGUCACCGUCACACGGUAGUGGGCUUCCCACCCCAGGGCCUGAUCAAGAUCCGGGGGGACCGGUGCUGGCGAGACCUCACUUGCAUGGACUUCCACUACGAGACACAGCCGGUGCCCAACCCCAUGGCAUACUACCUGCACCGCUCACCCUGGUGGUUCCACCGCUUUGAGACGCUCAGCAACCACUUCAUCGAGCUCCUGGUGCCCUUCUUCCUCUUCCUCGGCCGGCGGGCGUGCAUGGUCCAUGGGGUCCUGCAGAUCCUGUUCCAGGCCGUGCUCAUUGUAAGUGGGAACCUCAGCUUCUUGAACUGGCUGACCAUGGUGCCCAGCCUGGCCUGCUUCGAUGAUGCCGCCCUGGCAUGCCUGUUCCCCUCCGGUCCGGGCAGCCUGAAGGACCGAGUUCUGCACAUGCAGAGGGAAGCCCGAGGCGCCCGGCCUGAGCCCAGAUUCGGCCCGGCGGUGCGGCGUGCAGCCAACGUCUCACUGGGCGUCCUGCUGGCCUGGCUCAGCGUGCCCGUGGUCCUCAACUUGCUGAGCUCCAGGCAGGUCAUGAACACCUCCUUCAACCCUCUGCGCAUCGUCAACACCUACGGGGCCUUCGGAAGUGUCACCAAGGAGCGGACGGAGGUGGUCCUGCAGGGCACCGCCAGCCCCAAUGCCAGUGCCCCCGACGCUGUGUGGGAGGACUACGAGUUCAAGUGUAAGCCAGGAGACCCCAGCAGACGGCCCUGCCUCAUCUCCCCCUACCACUACCGCCUGGACUGGCUCAUGUGGUUCGCCGCCUUCCAGACGUACGAGCACAACGAGUGGAUCCUCCGCCUGGCAGGAAAGCUGCUGGCCGGCGACGCUGUGGCCCUGUCCCUGCUGGCACACAGCCCCUUCGAGGGCAGGCCCCCGCCCAGGGACACUCUCUGGGAACCAGGACGGCUGCACCCCGUGGAGUUGCUCCCCGCUGUCUGGAGGGUGGAGGGCGGGGAUGGACGGACGCAGCCCCGGCAAGGUGCGUCCCCAGCACCAGCAGUACAGGGAGCUGGGGCAUAGGGCAGUGGGGGUCCCUCCUCAUGGGCCAGGCCUCAGUCUUCAUCCCAGAGCCUGUGGGGGCGGGUAGCUGCUCUCCCAGCCGGUGUCCUUAGACAGGGUCACGUGAGGCAGGUGCUGCCCUCCAGGCCCACCGGGGUCCCGGCCCCACGGCUCGUCCUUCCAGGCUCCAUGCAGGUCUUCUCUGUUACUGCCCCCGCCAGGGCACCCUUCAGGUCCCCCCAGCCCCCACUCCAGGUCACGGCCUCAGUGCCUGGGGACCCUGGAGCUAGCCCGGAGGAAGGUUUAAUCCUCAGACCUGAGGGAAGCCUCUUCCGGUGAGCGCGCAGAUCGGAUCAUCUGCUUCUCAGCCAAGAGGCACCGCAACAGCUCCUCAGGUCUGGGCAGGUGCGGUUCCAUGUCAUGGGUCCCAGAGUCUCCCUUAGAAAGGGUCAAUAGUGUGCCAACUCUCCACACAGCACAUCUCUGAGCAGGCGGCAUUGUGACAGGGCACAGCACUGACUUUACAGCUGGAAGACAGGGCAGACGCGGAUCCCUGGACGCUCUGUGGAAACAAGGCUGAAGGUGAGAAGAGAGCCCAGCAGCAGGGCCCUCAGGACGGAGCCACAGCCCCAAAACAGUGGUGACAGCCUGGGUUUUUGUUCCGCCUCAUUGCUGGAAACCCAGUAAUACCAGCAGAUACAGACCACAAAACACCUCCACAGAAGUCUGUGCUCUCUGGUAAAGGGCCAGCCAAGAGCAGCCUAGGAAGGCAGAAAACUUAGAGAAAGUCACCACCACUCCAGCCUGCACCAUGGAGAAACCACGGGCCACCCGCCCCAGCAAGGGAUGGGGUAGGGGCCUGGACUCCCCUCGCUGGGGUGCUGCCAGAGGAGGCCAACAGGAAGCUGAGAUUUCCAUCCCAGUGGGCAGGAAGGACCCCCGCUGCUAUGGUGUCGGUGGAGACCACAGGAGGACCUCCUCCCUCUCCAGAGUGGUCCAAAGUGAAAACCAGCAGAGAGUCAGAACCUUCACUACCACCCCGCAGUGGCAAGGCCACCCCGCCAUGGCGUCAUGGAGGCGCCAUCCUACCCAGCAGCAGCAGGGAAUACCCCUAAUGUGUCAACUGGAGUUCUACCCCCACCUGGCAGUCAUGAGGCAGGACCCCACCCCCUUCUCUACCAGCAUGAUGUCAGAAGGAGAUUUAAAUAAGACCCAAUAUCUCCUAAUACCCAAAAUGUGGAGUUUUCAGUGGAAAAAUCGCUUGUCAUAGCGAGAACCAAGACGAUGUGAAACUGAUGAACUCAGGGAAUCAACAGGUGAGAGAGCACAAAGGUGCCAGCGGUAUUGGAGCCACUCCGCACGGGCGGCGAUGCAGCCGUCGUCACAAAGGGGUUCAGUAAGCAGGUGCAGACACAGCUGAUCGAAACGGUCUCAGCAAAGCAACAGAAGACGGUUUGACUCAACAUCUGAAUGGAGAAUGCAGAGGAAAGAAUCAAUGUAGAACAGGAAGGACCCAGUGGAACACCACCAAGGUCGCAGGCUGGGGAAACACAAGAGCCUCCGGGACCUGGGGGCCGACGAGACGGCAGCAGCAGAUCCAGAAUCCACACCGGCAAAAUCCCAGAGGGAAGAGCGAGCCGAGGGCUGAAGGUGGACUUGAGGAAAUCGUAACGGAAAACGGAACAAACCUACAGAGCCAAUAAACUGAGUAAACCCUCCACAGGAAAAACCCAAAGAAAUUCAACCCUGAACACAUCCGCCAAAUUUCUAAGAAACCCGAUCUCCACAGAAAUGCAGACAUCAGCCAGGCGUCCUCGAGUUCCCAGUCAUGGCUGACGGUGGAGCAAAGGCUAUCAAACUGUCUGAAGUCGUCCCAAGUUUACGUAGAGGAAGCAUCUGAGGUCACUGGAAAUGAACAUAGAGAGGUGAGGUGUCCCCACUUCACUUGAGCUGAUAAAAUGACAUCAGCAGACUCUGCGUAUAGCGUUGUAUGUGUAGAAUGCAGUACCAAGAGCAGCCGCCAGGAGACAGCCUGUACAGGAGAUAACACGGGAAUGCCCUAUUGACAAAUCAAAAUGCAUUCUAAGAAAUUACCAAACCCGGCCGGGCGCAGUGGCUCAAGCCUGUAAUCCCAGCAC